Messenger RNA from Musca vetustissima, 532 nucleotides. It is a transcript of the gene rtp, whose product is annotated as MORN repeat-containing protein 4 homolog. Bases 10 to 489 code for a protein of 159 amino acids. The transcript has 2 exons. The record is from RefSeq and is a predicted model, not a curated record. NCBI's taxonomy places the organism in Eukaryota, Metazoa, Arthropoda, Insecta, Diptera, Muscidae.
GGUUCGAGCAUGGGCAUGGAGUCUUCAGCCCCACAAGGUGCGGUGAAAGUAGGCGGCUGGCGUUAUGAAGAUUCAACACGUUACAUCGGUGAAUGGAAUCAACGUGGAAUGAAACAUGGAGUUGGUCAUCUGCAAUUUGCCGAUGGCACCCGCUACGAUGGCCAAUUUUUUGAAGGCAUGAGUCAUGGAUUGGGCUGUAUGUGGUUUGCAGAUGGAGCCAAAUACGAAGGUGAGUUCAUGAAUGGCUGGUUUCAUGGAUAUGGCAUCUUUUGGCGUGCCGAUGGCAUGAAAUUUGAGGGUGAAUUUCGUGGUGGAAAGGUGUGGGGCCAUGGCUUGGUUACGUAUAAGGACUUCACACACGGCUUCCCCAGAAAUGAAGGAUAUUUUCAAGACUGCCGUUUGGUGCGUAAACGUCGCUGCCCCGAAGUUGUACAAAAGGCCCAAAAAUGUGCUCUAAUGGCCAGAUCGCAAUGUGACCACCCCUACUGAUGUUGACGAAAUCCAAUAAACGAAGCAAACAAAAAACAACAAA